AUGGAAGUUAUGGAUACCAUGACUUUACUGGAACAUAAAGACACUUUAAAUAAAUACAAAACUGUAUCACUCUUAACAGCUUUAACUGAUGAUAUCGAAGACACUACUACUACAACAGAAACACACGAUAUGCCAAAACACACAAGACCGUUAAAACCUAAAACUGAUGAAAUCUUAUCAGGAGAUAUCGUAGAGAAGACAACGGAAGAGGAAAUUCAAGAGGAAAUUAUCGAAGAAACUCCUACGAAAAAGAUCGUUAAAAGGAAGAAAAAGCCACAGAAAAUAAUUGAUGAAGUUACUGAAGAAAUAGUUGAAGAAUUGAUAAUAGAAAAACCAAAGAAAGAAAAAGUUCGACCAGUCACAGAUGAAAAGGAAGAAAUAGAAAUUACUGAAAAAAUAAUUAAAAAGAAAAAACCAAGAAAACAAGAUCAAGCUAUGGUUGUUACUCAAGAAAUAAUAGAAAAAACAUCUGACGAAAGUCAAAUUAUGAAAGAUCAACAAAUAGUUGAGAUUGUUGAAACACCAUCGAAAAAAGUCAUCAAAAAGAAGAAAAGUACAAUUUCGGAAUCUGGAAUACCUGAGGAACGUAUUGAGGAAAUUGUUAUUGAAAAACCAAUAACUGCUGAAGCAUUGGAAGAAAUUAUUUUGAAGGAAGGUAUACAAAUUACAGAAAUAAUAACUGCAUCUUAUACAGAUGAGUUACCACAACGAGAAAAAAUAUCACCAGAAGAAGCAAUCAAAACCAAACUUGAAGAAGAAAAAGAAAAAGUCAAGGUAAUCGAUGUCACUGUUAAAAAAGCACCAAAGAAAAAGAAAAAAGCUGAUGACGUUGAAGAACAAGUAGUCGAGGAAUUGGUCGAAGAAAUCAUUUCGAAAAAACCUGAAAAGAAGAAAGUUCAACCAACUGUUACAACUGAAGAAGGUGUAGAAAUAACUGAAAUAAUUUCAGAAGAUACAACUGAAUCGAUUCCAGAAUUAAAAGUUAAGAAAGAUGUUGCUAAAAAGAAAGAAGAAAUAAUUGAAGAAAAGAUUACAAAGGAUCAAGUUAUAGUAAUGAAAGCUCCGAAGGAAACUAAAGAAGAAAUAACAGAAAUAAUUGAAGAGCCUUUCGAAACGGAAAAACCAAAAGAGGAAAAAGCAAUUGUACUUGAAGAAGAUAAAAAAGAAACACCAAAGACAACAAAGAUUUCGAUUAAAAAGGCACCAAAGAAACCUGAAAAGGUUCAAGAAGAAAUUCCUAAGAAAAAGGAAGAGGAACAACAGGAGGAUAUCGUGAAAGAACUUAAAUUGGAUGAACCAAUUAAGGAACAACAGAAGACAACGAUCAUAACUCAAGAAGGUAUUGAAACAACUGAAGUAAUUACAGAUGUUAUGACGAGUGAAAUACCAACAGAAGAAAUACCAAAGAAAGAAAAAGGAAUUCCAAUUGAAGAAAAACCACAAGAAAAACCUGAAAUAACAGAAGUGUCUGUUAAAAAGGCACCUAAAAAGAAACCCAAAGAAGAAAAACCGAAACCAGAAAUUAAAGAAGAAAAACCAGAAAUUAAAGAAGAAAAACCAGAAAUAAUUGAGGAAGUACCCAAAGUCGAAGAGAAACCUGAAACUAAACCUGAAAAAUUAAAGAAAAAACGGGUAAUUGAAGAAAAGGAAGAACCAAAAGAGAAGAAACGAAAACCAAAAGUAAAACUGGAACACGAAGAUUUCAAACCAACCGAAUUUGAUAGACCAGAACUUGAAAAGUAUGUACCAGAAGAAAUUGAGAAACCUGAAGAACCAAAACCAGAACCGAAACCAAAACCAUACGUUAAAGAAAAACGUAAGAAACCUGAUCAAGAAAUCGAAGAAGUUCCAAUUAUUCCGGGCAAACCAAAAUCACCAGAACCAGAGGAAGAACCCGAGGUGAAGUUUAGAAUACCCCAGAAAGAAAAACCGGAAGAGGAACCUGAAACGAUUAAAUUAAAGGGAUGGAAAAAAGACAAACCAGAAGAUGAGGGUACAGAAGAAUUCCCUAAAGAGGAAGAGGAAGAAGUUCAAAAAGUUCCAAAAGAUGAAACGGAAGAAGUUACAAUAAGGCCCAAAAAGAAAGAAAAGAAACCCAAAAAGAAACCUACAGAAGAGGUUCCUGAAGAAGUAACGAUUGAGAAACCUGUUGUUCCGGAGGACGAGAAGAAAGAGGAAGAGGUAGAAGAAGUUACCUUGAAGAAAAAACCAAAGAAAAAGCCAGUUCCUGAAGAAGUAACUGAGGAAGUAGUCUUGCAAAAGCCUGAGCCUAAAGAAGAUGUUCCAGAACCAAUUACUGAAGAAGUCGAGGUAAAGAAAAAACCAAAGAAGAAGCCUAUAAAGGAAGAAGAAGCUGCUGAUGAAGUUAUUAUCAAAAAGCCUGUAGUUGUUGAAGAAGAAAAGGAAGAAAUAACAGAAGAAAUUACAAUAAAGAAAAAACCAAGGAAAAAGCCAGUUCCUGAAGAAGUUCCUGAAGAAAUUGUCUUGAAAAAGGUUGAACCCAAAGAAGAGGAAAAAGCUCCAGAACCAGUAACUGAAGAAGUAACGAUAAAGAAAAAGCCAAAGAAGAAACCUGUAAAGGAAGAAGCACCUGAUGAGAUUACGAUUGAAAAACCUGUUGUUACAGAAGAAAAGGAAGUAAUAGAAGAAGUUACUUUGAAGAAAAAACCAAAGAAAAAGCCUGUUCCUGAAGAAGUGGUUGAAGAGAAAGUACUGAAGAAACCAGAACCUGAAAAGGAAGAGAAGGUUCCUGAAGAAGUAACCGAAGAAGUAGCAAUAAAGAAGAAACCAAAGAAGAAGCCAGUAACUGAAGAAGCUGCUGAUGAGGUGACCAUCAAGAAACCUGUUGUUGUAGAAGAGAAAAAAGAAGAGGUGAUAGAAGAGGUCACAUUAAAGAAAAAGCCGAAAAAGGAACCAGUUCCCGAAGAAGUCGAAGAGGAAAUAGUUUUGAAAAAACCAGAACCUAAAAAGGAAGAAAAGGCUCCUGAAGAAGUUACUGAAGAAAUUGCGAUAAAGAAGAAACCUAAAAAGAAACCCGUAACCGAAGAAGCUGCUGAUGAGGUUACAAUUAAGAAACCUGUUGUUGUCGAAGAGAAAAAAGAAGAGCCAGUUGAGGAAAUUACUCUGAAAAAGAAACCAAAGAAAGAACCAGUUCCUGAAGAAGUUACUGAAGAGGUUGUAAUUAAAAAACUGGAACCAAAAAAAGAAGAAAAGGCUCCUGAAGAAGUUACUGAAGAAAUUGCAAUUAAGAAAAAACCAAAGAAGAAGCCAGUAACUGAAGAAGCUGCUGAUGAGGUAACUAUUAAGAAACCUGUUGUUGUUGAAGAGGAAAAAGAAGUGCCAGUAGAAGAAAUUACUCUGAAAAAGAAACCAAAGAAAAAACCAUCUGUUACUGAAGAAAUUGAAGAAACUGAAGUAACUUUAAAGAAAGCAGAGAAAAAAGUAACGAAGGAGGAUGAAGUGCAAGCUGAUAUCACGUUAAAGAAAAAGAAAGAAGUUAAACCUAAAGUAGAAGAGGAAGAAGCAGAUGAAUUAACGAUCCAACGGAAGGAAGAAAUAGAAGAACCGGUGGAAGAAGAAUUGAUUGGUGAAUUUACAAUUAAACGUAAACCACCGAAACAAGCACCUAAACAAGUCGAAGAAUUGUAUGAAGAUGUUACAUUACGUAAAUUACGACCUAAAAGAAAACCUAGAACAGAUAUUAAAGAAGUUACUGAGGUAGAAAACGUAACAUUUAGACCACGCCGUACCAAAACUAAAGAAGAUGUUGAACAAGAGUUUAAAAUCUCACUUAACACAUACGAAGAAGAAGAUAUUUCUAUGUCUGGUAAAGUUCGUUUAAAACCAAAGAAACGUCCAAUGACAUAUUCGGAAGAAACUGGUGAAGAAACGAUUCGACUUAUUCAAGAAGUUGAAGAUGAUUCUGGUCCUGUCAUAGAAGAAAUCAUUGAUGAAUCUGAUGAAGAGGGUAAAGGUGAAUAUAGUAUUGAAGAAUUGGAAACCGAUGAAAUGAAACUUCCUUUGAGAAGAAAAGUCAAGAAACAACCUCGUCCAUACUCUGUAGAAGAAUUCGAGGAAGGAGAUGUACAAAUGAAACUGAAACGUGAAAGAAAAUACUCGUACGAGGAAACAGAUGAAUCCUUGGCUUUGAAAUUAAAAGCUAAAAGACGUCCAUCUACUUACGAUGAAGAAGAAGCAACACUUAGCAUCACCAGGGAAGAAGAUAUUUACGAAGAAGAUGUGGAGUAUGUUGUUCGUGAUGGUGAUACGAUGUAUUCAAUUUGUUCAUACGUAGCAGAAACAGAUGAAGCAAUUAAUCUUGUUGAAGGUGAAAAAGUAUACAUAAUUGAUCAUACAAAUCAAGACUGGUGGUUUGUAAAGAAAAAUUUAACAGAAGAAAAAGGAUGGGUACCAGCGCAAUAUUUGUUAGAUGAAGUACAUUACACUAUUUAUUUACAACGUAAAUUACACGAAAAGAUCGACAAAUUACCUGUAUUUGAAAAACCAGCACCAGGAGAAAAGGCAUCUGCUCCAAGAUUUAUUGAAAAAUUACAACCAAUUCAUACACCGGAUGGAUAUACAGUACAAUUCGAAUGUCAAGUAGAAGGUGUACCAAGACCUCAAAUAACUUGGUUCCGCCAAACAGCCAUCAUUAAACCAUCACCAGACUUCCAAAUUUAUUAUGAUGAUGAUAAUGUAGCAACUUUAAUUAUCAGAGAAGUUUUCCCCGAAGAUGCAGGUACAUUUACUUGCGUUGCCAAGAAUACUGCAGGAUUUGCAUCUAGCACGACGGAAUUAAUAGUGGAAGCUCCUUUAUCUGACCAUGGUUCAGACUUAACUGGACCAUCCAGGAAAAGUUUGUCGAGAGAAUCUUCCCUUGCUGAUAUUCUCGAAGGAAUUCCACCAACUUUCUCUCGAAAACCAAAAGCAAAAUAUGUCAACGAAGGUGAUGAUGUGAUACUUGAAAGUCGUCUGGUAGCAGUACCAGAACCUGAAAUAACAUGGUAUUACAAGGAUACGCAGAUAACCAGCAAAGAAAAUAUUGUCAUCACGAGUGAAAGUGAUAUGCACAUGUAUUGUAGUAUAGUCAAAAUUUCUAAAGUACAGAAAAAACAAGAAGGAAGGUAUAAAAUUGUUGCUAAAAAUAGAGAGGGUGAGGCUAGCAUCGAAAUACCUUUGAAGGUCAAAACUAAAGACAACGAACCACCAGAAAUAUUAGAACCAUUACAAUCAUAUGUUGUACGAGAAGGAGAAACCGUUGUGUUAUCAACUCAAAUUGUUGGUAAUCCAGCACCAAAAAUAGUAUGGUAUAAAGAUGGCAAACCGAUUAAAGAUUUAACACCGCAACAAGAUGGUCAUGUUAAUACAUUGACCAUAAUACAACCAAAAUCAGAAAAUUCAGGAGAAUAUUCUGUCGUUGCUACUAAUAAUCUUGGCAAAGCUGAAACUCAAGCAACAUUGAUGGUUGAAAAAAUACCAAGUGGUGCACCCGAACCACCAUUAUUUACUGAAAGGUUCCAAGAAGUUGUAGUACCGGAAAAAGGUACCUUCAAACUUGUUGCAAAAGUUACUGGAAAUCCUGUCCCAGAAAUAACUUGGUUAAGAAAUAACGAGCCAUUGGAAAAAUCACCAAAUCUAAAAAUAAGUUACGACGGGGAAAAUAUUUCUCUUGAAAUUAAAAAUGCUGAUUCGGAAACAGAUUCUGGAGAUUAUAAAUGUGUUGCCAGUAAUCCAGUUGGAAAGGCUUCACAUGGAGCUAAAGUUACCGUAGAUGUUGAUAAAGUAACGUUUACAAAGAAAUUAAAAGAAAAAGUGACAGUUGACGAAUACAAAAUGCUAGAACUUGUAUGUGAAACCUCACAUACGGUUUCUACAACAUGGUGGCAUAAUGAAAAAGAAAUCAGUGGUAUGGAUCAUCGUGAGAUUGUUCAAGAAGGACGAGUUCAUAAACUGAUCAUCAAAAAGACAAAUGCAAUAGAUGAAGGCACAUACAAGUGUACUGUCAAAAAUCAGACAACAUCUAGCACUGUCACUGUCAAACCUGCUAAACCUGAGUUUACGAGAAAGUUACAAGACUUUGAAGUGAAGGAACGUGAAACAGCAAUUUUAGAAGUUGAAAUAACAUCUGAGACUGUCGAUGUUGAAUGGUAUAAAGAUGGAGUACCAUUGAAACCGAGCAAUGAAAAACUAGACUUUGUAAAAGAAGGCACCGUAAGAAAAUUACUUAUCAGAAGUACAUCGGUUCAUGAUGAAGGAGAAUACACGUGUACGUUACUUAAUCAACAAUGUACAGCUGAAGUUACUGUUGUUGAAUUACCACCAGAAAUUAUUACUAAGAUGCAAGAUGUAACAAUAGCUAGAGGAGAGAAAGCUAUUUUCGAUAUUGAAUUGACCAAAGGUGAUGCAUUAGUGCGCUGGUUUAAGGAUAAUCAAGAAUUACAAUUCUCAGAACAUGUGCAACUUUCUAUCGAUGGCAAGAGACAAAAAUUGAAGAUCUAUGAUACAGAAUCUGAAGAUGCAGGUGUCUAUUCUUGUCAAGUUGGAGAACAAACAUCUUCAGCUAAAUUAAUUGUCGAAGAACCUGGUGUAGAUUUUAUUGCUAAAUUACCAGAUGUUACGUUGGUACCAUUGAAUAAAGAUGCUACUUUCCUUAUUGAAAUAUCUCAAUCAAAUAUUCCAGUCACAUGGUUAAGAAAAGGAGAAAUCAUCAAAAAGUCUGAAAAAUAUGUUAUUAUUGAUGAGGAUAAUGUAAAGAAACUAAUCGUGAAAAAAUGUACGACAGAAGAUAUUGCAGAAUACACAGCUGUUGUAACAAAUGUAAAAACAUCAUCAAGAUUAAAAGUUGAAGUUAUAGAAACACCACCAAAGAUUAAUCCAAAUACUCAGACGAAAUAUACAGUGAACAAAGAAGAUGACAUCGAAAUUAUAGUUAAAUUCACAGCAACACCAAUGCCAACAGAUGAAUGGACUGUUGAUGGUCGUAUUGUUACAAAAUCUAAGAGAAUUACUCCUUCGAUAGAUGAAGAAUCUGCUGUGUUAACUAUUACAAAAGUACAGGAAGAAGAUGUUGGUGAUUACAACUUGAGACUAUUCAACCCACAUGGUGAUACUUCUAUAGUAAUAAGUGUUACAAUUGCUCAACCACCCAGCAAACCAGGUACUCCAGAACCUUUAGAAUUAACAGAUGAAAGCAUUACAUUACAUUGGAAAAAACCAGAAUCAGAUGGAAACUUGCCAAUUACAGAAUACAUUUUAGAAUACCAUGAGAAAGUUGAAACUUCAUGGAUCAAAGUUACAGAAAAGAUUACCGAAACAAGUCAUAAAGUAACAAAAUUAACAACAAACAAGGAAUAUACUUUCCGUGUAACAGCUGUUAAUAAAAUAGGUCUUAGCGAAUCAUCUUCAGAAUCACCAUAUUUCAAAAUUGUAAAACCAUCAGAAUUAGAGCCACCAAUUAUUUUAGAACCACUGAAAAGUGUAAGUGUAGGUUUAAAACAAAGUGUAACACUUUCUUGUGUUAUUGGUGGAUCACCAGCACCGGAAAUUACGUGGUUCAAGAAUAAUCAACCGUUUGCUAAUGCUAAUAUGACUUAUGAAAAUCGUGUUGCAAAAUAUACAAUUUUGGAAACAACAGAAACAUCUUCAGCAACAUUUACUGUAAAAGCAGAAAAUGAAGUUGGUACUGCAGAAACCACAUGUGAAUUGAAGAUACAAGAGCCACCAAAAUUGACUGUCGAUGAAACAUUGGCGAAUCAAAAACUACCUGUUAGUUCAGAAUGGAAGAUUGAUGUUCAAACCAGUGGUUUCCCAACACCAGAAGUAUCAUGGGCGAAGAAUAGUCAAAAGAUAAUGGAUAAACGAGUAUCAACUCAUACUGUAGAGAAAAUUUCUACUAUUUCUAUUAACUCUAUUAUCAGAGAAGAUACUGGUACCUAUACAGCAGAAGCAAUUAAUGAAGUUGGUACUUCUUCUCUAGAUGUUCACCUCAAAGUUAUAGAUAAACCAGGUAAACCUCAAGGACCGAUAAUUACAAAAGAAAUCAGGCAAGAUCGUAUCACAGUUGAAUGGAAAGCACCAAUUGAUGACGGUGGUAUUGAAAUAGAAAAAUAUACUAUUGAAAAAUGUGAAACAUCUAAGAUGGAUUGGACGAAAGUAGCUGACGUUGAUAAAGACAUAGAAAGUUUCUGUGUACAAAAGUUACAAUUAGAAGUAGAAUAUAUGUUCAGAGUAAUUGCUAAAAAUUCUGUAGGUGCAUCAGAACCUUUAGAAUCUGAACCAGUAAAGACAAGAAAGACCCAUGAUCCACCUGGACCACCAAGAGGACCUUUAGAGGUUUCUGGUAUGACUAAAACAUCAUUCACAAUAAAAUGGCAAGCUCCAGAAAAUGAUGGUGGUUCGCCAAUCAUAGAUUACACCGUUGAAAUGACAGAGUCAUCAAAGAAAACAUGGCAAAAGGUGGGCAACACAAAGGCUGAGGUGACAAACAUCAGCGUAUCAAACCUAAAAACCGAUAUGGCAUACGAUUUUAGAAUAACAGCAAGAAAUAAAAUUGGAAUAAGUGAACCGUACAUCUCCGAGGAACCAAUAGUAGCUGGCAAGAGAGCAACUCCACCAUCUAGUCCGCUCAAUGUCAAAGUAAUAAACUUUACAAGUAAAAGUGUAACACUUACAUGGUUCCCGCCAGCUAAUAAUGGAGGAACAGAACUUACAGGUUACAUUAUCGAAAAACGACCAUUAAUUGGUAAAGGUUCAAGAUGGAUAAAGGUCGUUACUUUGGAAGCUACAACUCACCAAUAUUGCAUUGAAAAUUUGAAGGAAAGUGAAUUUUUGUUCAGAGUAUUUGCUGAGAACAGUAUGGGUCUCAGUUUACCUACAAACUCAGAACCAGUUACUCUUAAAACUCAUGCUACUGUACCAUCAGCACCUACUGCCCCAUUAGAAAUCAGACAAAUAGCUGCAAAUACAGUGGUUAUAGAAUGGGGUAGACCAGAAUCAGAUGGUGGUGCACCUUUAGAAGGAUAUAGAAUUGUUAUGAGAGAUGCUAAAAAGACUAUGUGGAUUGAAGUAGGACGAGUCAAGGCUGAUAUAUUAAAGAUAAAUAUAAAAGAUCUUCAGGAGAAUCAUGAGUAUCUAGUGAGGAUUUAUGUUAGAAAUGAGGUUGGUCUCAGUGAACCAUUGGAGUCAGAUGAGCCUUUUAAAAUACUACCACCUUCAGAAUUAGCAGUGGUGGAACCAGUCGCAGAAGCAACGGACAAAGGUGAGCCUGCGUCUGUGAGUUUCAGCACAGAAAAUACAAGUUCCUGGCUACGAGAGCAUAACAUGGAUGCUGAUAUUCAUUCUUAUGCUAGAGGAAGACUUCUUAGAAAGGAUGAAUACUUUUUCCGCAUUUGGCAUAAUGCUAAGAAACUAUUCAAAUAAGCAUUUCUACAAUU
Polistes dominula (European paper wasp) is the source of this 9431-nucleotide messenger RNA. RefSeq names its product sallimus. The record is from RefSeq and is a predicted model, not a curated record. NCBI's taxonomy places the organism in Eukaryota, Metazoa, Arthropoda, Insecta, Hymenoptera, Vespidae. Gene Ontology annotation, molecular function: protein binding.